Molecule: messenger RNA, 1498 nt
Organism: Somion occarium
Lineage: Eukaryota; Fungi; Basidiomycota; Agaricomycetes; Polyporales; Cerrenaceae
Source: the annotation of a GenBank genome assembly
GGCGGUGUGUCUGGGGCUAGAAGAAUAGAACAUGGCGCGGCGCGUAGACAUGUAUGAACGUGAUCGUGAAGUGAUCGAGAGUUGAACUAUCCGAUCGUCUGAUGACUACGGCACCUUUCCAGUGAUCUGUCACCACUGUUGAACUCCUGGACAUCCUUCCAAUGGCUCAAGCUCAUGCACAGCAGCUGCGAGAUGCUGCCUCUGCUCAUCUUGAUGAACUCAGCAAAGAGGCAAGUGCAUAUGAAGUCUAUGAGGAUAAUGAAGAAGAGGCCGAGGAAUUAUGUGCCGCUAUUGAGUAUGAUGCUGCUGAAGCUGCUGCAGAGAAGGCUCGGGAGAGCAAUGAAGGCAUCGAUAAAGUAUCCGAUGAUGAUGGUAUCAGGCUGCGCUCAUCUUCGCCAUCAUGCAAGAAGGUGAAAAUUGGUGAUGGAGAUGUCUAUAACCAAAGUCUCGAUAAGGCAUCGGCACAGGUGAUCACACCUGGGACUCUCAAGGACUAUCAGAGGCUGUGGACACAAUUCACGGAGUUCUGUGUUACUCUGAAAUUUGUCCCUUUCCGAACUAGCGCAAAGCUGAAUGUGGCCUGUGAGAAAGGUGAUAUUCCAGCUGAGAUGCCUCGGUGGAUUGCCAUGUGGAUCAUGGACAAGUGCGAUGAUACCGAUCUCAAGACAGGUGAAACUAAGCCUCUCAAUGCUCCGAGAGCAACUUACAGUCAAGCACAGAAGAUGCGGGCUGCAAUGACCCACCGCUUUGGUCGUGAGCUGGGACGUGGGCCUCAGACAUGGACUGAGAAUGUUCUAAAGCAAGGGACAUACCUUGGAAAUCCCUCAAUCUCCAUUGCUGUGUCUCAGUACAUGGUCAGUCUCUGCCGUUGCAAGGUCCGUAAUGGUGAAGACAUUGUGACCAGUGCUCGUGCAAUUACCUCUGAGACCCUGAAGUCUUUGUAUUACCUCAAUAUUGAUUCCCGUUAUGCUACAAUGGAUGUUGAUGAUCCUCCACCACAGAAGAAGCGCAAGGCAGAUGAGCCAACUGACUGGAAGGCUGGCAACUCAUUUUAUCUUAUGCUUAACUUCUGUUACGUUGUGGCCUUUCUCUGCUUAUUGCGCUUUGAUGAAGUCCUUCGAAUUGAAUGGCAGUGGAUUGAGUUCGAGAAGCUUCCAAGUGAGACAUAUCGCUUGAAGCUCUCACUUCCCUUCAGAAAAACUCAUCAAACUGGAGGUAUCGCACCCUUUUACCUAUAUCCAAAUUAUGACAAACCCUGGUUAUGCCCUAUCCUGGCAUAUGUCAGCUGGAUGAAGUGUCAUAGACAUGAGGGUCUAGUUGGUCAUGUUUUUUGCAAGAAGGUUGGUGGACGAUUCAGUCAAGAUGGGCAACACAAACUGGUAUAGUGUUUCUCUAUAUUGUGUCAUUGCUUUGAUGCUGAUCAUUGGUGGUGCACUGUUUACUGGUAGUCUGCAGGUGCAUUCAUGGACUACUUUCGUAAUAAUCUCCUUGACAUUGG